Molecule: messenger RNA, 465 nt
Organism: Heterobilharzia americana
Lineage: Eukaryota; Metazoa; Platyhelminthes; Trematoda; Strigeidida; Schistosomatidae
Source: the annotation of a GenBank genome assembly
AUGUUUAAGUUAUCUUUUAUUAUUCAAUAUUUUCGUGGCCACCAAACACACUGCUCUGCAUGCUCCCUGCAGCAACUAUUUUUUAUAAUUAUUCCAAUGGGUCACGUACUUGCAACUUAUCGAGAUCCAAAGUCCAUGCCUGAUAUUUUUACGGGGCCAGUCUUUGACCCACUUGAUGGGUUUCCUGAAGGUCGUAAGCAAAGAGAGUUUAUACUAACGGAGGAGGAAAUGAUGGCUGCAGGAUUGAAGCCUCGCCAGCGGGAUUACUGUGCUCACAUUUUAAUUGCUUUGAAUAAGUGUAGAAGGGAACACACAAUACCACGUUUAUACUGUUCUGACCUUCACCAUCAGUAUUCACAGUGUCAAAGAGAGGACCAGCUGCUUCGACGGAAGGAAUAUGAACGCGAGCGUCGCCAGUUACAAAGGCAUGGACGACAACCAAAUUCGGAUGCUGAAGAGUUGUAG